Molecule: messenger RNA, 2943 nt
Organism: Anopheles marshallii
Lineage: Eukaryota; Metazoa; Arthropoda; Insecta; Diptera; Culicidae
Product: breast cancer anti-estrogen resistance protein 3 homolog
Exons: 13
Coding region: 1-2943 (980 amino acids)
Biological process (GO): small GTPase-mediated signal transduction; positive regulation of peptidyl-serine phosphorylation
Molecular function (GO): guanyl-nucleotide exchange factor activity; phosphotyrosine residue binding
Source: RefSeq, a predicted model, not a curated record
AUGGGUAAAACCACCAGCAAACUGGACAAACGACGCUCCCAGAGCAUUUCCUGGAGUUACAAAUUCGGUACGGCCAGCCGACGGAAGAAGCAUGCCGCCCUCGUUAUCACCUCGCUGCCCCACAUGGAAUUGGGCGAAUGGUUGCAGCGGCUCGACCUGGCCGAGUAUGGUGAUAAAUUUCGAUCGUUUAAUGGAGUGGAGGAGCUACUGUUUCUCGGCGAAGCGGACAUUAAAAAGCUCGGUAUCCGCAACAACGCGCACCGGGCCCGGAUCGUCAGCAGUUUGGUGGCGUUGCGAGAAAAACUCGUCCAAGAGACGCACGUGAAGGCAGCGCAAAAGAAUGGAGCGGACCCGUAUCAGAACAGGGCACAGAUGCGGCACAGUGUGGCAGUGGAUGGUGCUAGGAGUGUGAAAACGUACAGCACGGCGACCGAAAACGAUAGCAUCUAUGAAUGUCUGACGCCGGCCAACACCAAGCAGAGUAAGAGCUGUGGCGAUCUGUUAGAUAUGGAAACGACACCGGACGGCGGAAAUGAGGCCGUUGCACUGAAGAAAGCGCUCGAGUGGGAGCUAUCGCUGGAUUCGCGCGAUCUACGAUCGCACGCCUGGUACCAUGGGCCAAUUCCCCGGCAACGGGCGGAAGAGAUCGUCCAGCGCGAGGGUGACUUUCUGGUGCGGGACUGUGUUUCACAGCCGGGCAACUAUGUGCUCACGUGCAAAACGAAGGGACCGACGUUACAUUUCGUGAUCAACAAGCUGCUCCUGCAACCGGAAACCGUAUACGAGCGCGUACAGUAUCAGUUCGAGGAUGAUGCCUACGAUACAGUUCCUGAUUUGAUUACCUUCUACGUCGGCUCGGGAAAAUCCAUAUCGGUCGCAUCGGGGGCAAGAAUUCAAUUUCCGUGCAACCGAACGUACCCGCUCUCGUUCUACGCUGGCAAGUGUCCACAGAAUGCGGCCGGUAUGGCGGGCAUCCGGGGACCCAGCCCACUCAACUCACCCUCACCGGUACCUUCGUCACCGGGUUUUAGGUAUAAUCCGUACACGCAGCAGACCAGCACCUACCGCAGCCCGAUGUCAUCGCCACCGAGAACAAAGCGCGAAACUCCGCCACGGUUACCGAGCAAAAAGCAACGCUCCCAAUCGCUCACACCACUGCACGGUGGACAGAGUGGACAGCAGAAGUACAACAGUGCUGACGGGGUCAUUAGCAGCAGCAAUAGCAACGGUGGGACGGAAGGUAAACCACACACGGCGAAACCAUCGCGACUUGUCGAUACGCCGGAAAAGUGCAACAGUGCCGAUGGCGUGAUACACAGCAACGAUGCCUCGGCGGGUAAUGGACGCUCGAUGCCGGGCGAGGAGAAGAGCUCGAGUGCGGACGGGGUAGUGGUAAAGUGCCAAACACUCACACGUCCCAACUCGACCGAUCCGAACGGUUUGGGUUCGCUGAAAAGUAGCUCCCAAUCGUUGCCCCGCUCGGCUAGUUUACGGUCGUCCCAAGGGAAGCUAAGUUCCCGGGCGUCCAGCAUUAACAAGGAACCAAGCGAACACUCCCUGAGCCCCUGCAUCGAGCAGAAACAGUUCGCCGAGGAAGAGGAACACCAACAACCACCAAGUCCACCGCCGAAACCGAUACGUGGCGGUGGCGGAACACUACAACGGCGCGACUCCAUGAAGGACUCGGACACACAAUCCGUACAGGGCGGCGCUACUCACGGUGGACGUGGCGGGAUGGGAUCGUACCAUCCGAGUGGGUCCGAUUCUGGCAAUGGUUCUGGUGAUUCGGCACAAAGUUCCGCCACCGGCGAGGAACUGGCCUUGCCUGCCCGAGGUGUUGGAGGGGUCGUACUAAGGAAUCCUCGCUUCAUACCCACAUCCCUGUCGUCGGUCACGUUACGUUCACACGCAGAAAUUGAUCCCGCAGCUGCAGAAGAGGCCCUGAUGGCGAUGCAAAUACCCAGCUAUGAGCAGGUGUCGCGGUUUGAUCUGGAAAACUUCAACACGCUGCUGCUGCCGUUCUGUGACUGUAAACCGCUGGACAGUGGAACGCUCAACACCGUCCGGAUGAUGCUGUGCGAGUCUGGACCGCGCGUCAUUGCGAACCAUUUGACGCGGGUUGACAUUGGAUUGAUAUUAGAACAAGACGAAACCCGAAAGGAUGAUCCACUGAGCUGUACCGGUUUGGAGUUGAUCACGCUCGAGCAGGGCAAGCAGUACCGAUUGGAUUUGAUCGAACGCACCGAAUGUAUGAAGCUGCUCGUUGCUGUUACCAUCCUGACCUGCCAGAGCGAUCUGGAGCGGGCGGAAACGCUCAACAAAUGGAUCCAGAUAGCGGUGGAAACGAAAACUGCCUUGGGUAAUCUGUUUGGCUUUAGUGCCAUCAUGUUGGGACUCUCGAUGCCGCAGAUUCAAAAGCUAGAAUCCACCUGGCACACAUUGCGUCAAAAGUUCACCGAUAGUGCAUUCAACUUUGAAGCUAAGCUAAGGCCUACGCUAAACAGCAUGAACGACUGCUCGAAUCCACAGGCUCCGAACACGACCAUCCCGCACAUACUGCCGUACGUACUGGUUAAGGAUCGCACAAUAAAUGAUGUCUUUGCAAACACAUCGAGCCCGUGUCCUUCGCUGGUCGCCUCAUGUGUAACACCGUGGGAAACCAUCACACAGGACUUUGGCUUUUCCGUGCUGUUCGCUCACCUGGAUGCGGCCCGCAGCUUCAUCAACAAUAUUUCGCUCUACAAAAAGAACGCUCACACUAUCAUGCAGGACACUAGCCGGUUGGAUCCGCUGAUGGAGGAUGCUUUCAAGACUGAAUUUCAGAUGAAAUUCCUGUGGGGUAGUAAGGGUGCACUAGUGCCAGCUGAGGAGCGUCACGCCAAAUUCGAACAUGUGCUCACCGUGAUGGCGGAGAAGUUCUGCGGUGAUCCGUCGGCCGGUUAA